Messenger RNA from Oryzias melastigma (Indian medaka), 1546 nucleotides. It is a transcript of the gene osr2, whose product is annotated as odd-skipped related transciption factor 2. The transcript is spliced from 4 exons. Gene Ontology annotation, biological process: regulation of transcription by RNA polymerase II; urogenital system development; embryo development. NCBI's taxonomy places the organism in Eukaryota, Metazoa, Chordata, Actinopteri, Beloniformes, Adrianichthyidae. Gene Ontology annotation, molecular function: RNA polymerase II transcription regulatory region sequence-specific DNA binding; DNA-binding transcription factor activity, RNA polymerase II-specific. The record is from RefSeq and is a predicted model, not a curated record. Bases 297 to 1223 code for a protein of 308 amino acids. Gene Ontology annotation, cellular component: nucleus.
GCACACUUCCAGCCCCAGCUCCGGACGGGACUCCCACGCUGCUGCUGCUGCCGUCUGUCUGUCCCGCAAACUUUCCACCGCGUUUCACAACUUGUCACUGCUCUGCAAAAGUCCGAGGCAUCAGGGUUGGCCGCAUGGCGACGUGAACGUUUCAUGGACUUGGAUCCUGGAAAAGUUUCAGCGCUUUAUUGGAGCUCGUCGCCUGUGUUAGUUUCUGUGGAUUACUGACAUACCGCAGGACCUUUGGCAGCUUUUUAUUGGGCUCCAGUGUUUCUUCUGCAGAGGACUGAGCCGAAAUGGGGAGCAAGGCCCUGCACGCUCCGAUCCCCCUGCACCCCGCUCUGCAGCUCACCAACUACUCCUUCCUGCAGGCCGUCAACACGUUCCCCGCCGACCAGCUGCAGGGGCUGUACGGCCUCAGCGCGGUGCAGACCAUGCACAUGAACCACUGGACUCUGGGCUACCCGCACAUGCAAGGACUGAGAUCCACGAUCACGGCAGCCGCUCAAGGCCUGGUGGACCCUCGGAUUCCUUUCCCGGCUUUACCCUUCACAGCCGCGCAGCUCUUCCAUCCCAAACAAGCCAGCGUUGCGCACGGCGUCCCGUCGCUGCACAAGGACAGACCGAGGUUUGACUUUGCUAACCUGGCUCUGGCUGCGACUCAGGAGGACCCGCCGAAGGCUUCAGACCUGGCAAAGCUGGCGUCGGGACUAGGAGGAACCAUAUCCGAGUUGAGCAAGCUGUCCCCGGACCGAAAACCCACUCGGGGCAGGCUCCCGUCCAAGACUAAAAAGGAAUUUAUUUGCAAGUUUUGCGGCAGACAUUUCACCAAAUCCUACAACCUGCUCAUCCACGAGAGGACCCACACAGACGAGAGGCCCUACACCUGCGACAUCUGCCACAAGGCGUUCAGGAGACAGGACCAUCUCCGAGACCACCGAUAUAUCCACUCCAAGGAAAAACCUUUCAAAUGUCAAGAAUGUGGGAAAGGAUUCUGUCAGUCUCGAACUCUAGCCGUCCACAGAACGUUACACAUGCAGGAAUCUCCACACAAAUGCCCCACAUGCGGAAGAACCUUUAAUCAAAGAAGUAACCUGAAAACUCACCUUCUCACCCAUACAGACAUCAAGCCCUACAGCUGUGGCCGCUGCGGAAAGGUGUUUCGGCGCAACUGUGACUUGCGACGGCACAGUUUGACGCACAGCCCACACCAGGACUACUAGCCUGGACAGACUAAAAAAUAAACAAAAAACGGACUAAUCAUGGAUGGACAAAGCAGCGACUUUUGUGCUCAAAGAGACUCUGCAAAUCAGGACACGUUUACUGGCACAUUUUAGCGGGGAUUUGGUUGCACCUCAUGCGGAACAAGCGGAGCCGCGUCCUGAUCCAGCUUCCUCCCCGCUUGUAAAUAUCUAUAUCAUGUACAUAACUUUGUUGUUGUUUUUUUAUUUUUAUUUCUUUAUGUCGUUGAAAUGAUAACAGUGUCAAAACAAACAUAAAGGAAAAGUAUGUCAAAUUGUAUUUAGAAAUAAAUAUUAUCACAGUA